Molecule: messenger RNA, 426 nt
Organism: Penicillium canescens
Lineage: Eukaryota; Fungi; Ascomycota; Eurotiomycetes; Eurotiales; Aspergillaceae
Exons: 3
Coding region: 1-426 (141 amino acids)
Source: RefSeq, a predicted model, not a curated record
AUGUCUAAAAGCCGCAUGCCCCUCUACCUCUGCGCCGGUGGCGUCGGUGCAGUUGGCUACUACCUGUACAGAGCAGGUGGUGACCCCAAAGUUGCAGGAGACAAGAUAAAGAUCGACGCUGAAAAGGCACGCGAGAAGCUCCCUGGCAACGAGAGCGCCGAGAAGUUCGGCAAGGACGUCGGCAAGGACGCCGGCUCCAAGGUUGACGAAGCUAUCGCCAAUGCCCGCGCCAAGGGCGAGAAGAUCCCCGAGUGGGCCCAAGAGGGCAAGGAUAAACUCGACGGCCUCCGCGACGACGCUAAGAGCAAGUUCAAUGCCGGUCGGGAUAAGGUCAACAGCGGUGUGGACCAGGCGGAUCGCACGGUCGAGCAGAAGGCCGCGGACGCUAAGGGUACUGUCUCCGGCUGGUUUGGAAGCAAGAAAUAA